This is a messenger RNA of Mirounga angustirostris (Northern elephant seal), 1742 nucleotides long. It is a transcript of the gene CIMAP1C, whose product is annotated as ciliary microtubule associated protein 1C. The transcript has 4 exons. The coding region runs from base 481 to 1308 and encodes 275 amino acids. The record is from RefSeq and is a predicted model, not a curated record. Lineage: Eukaryota; Metazoa; Chordata; Mammalia; Carnivora; Phocidae.
AUCCACCCACACUUUCCAUUCCUUUCUCUGACUUCAGGGCACCCACUAGUAGAGAAGAGCUGGCUCUGUCACUCCCCCUCUCCCUUUUCCUUCCUUGACUCGGGGUUCUGGGCACCCUCAGGCCAUGUAGCCUGGUUGGGAGUAGGGGGCGGUGGGGCCUAGUUUUCAGGGUUCUAUAGCUGAGCUGCCAUGGUAACUGGGGGAAAUAAACACUCCGAGUUUCACGGCCCAAGUUCUGCGGUGAUGUCAUCCCUAGCUCUAGCCUGCUAGGUCCUGUGGCUGGCUGCACCCCAGGCGGCCUCAGCUGCUCAAGCCAGAGGAUUGACUUCCUUCCCAACCCCCAAGCAGCUUCUCGAGUUGGGGAGAGAGUGGACACAGGGGCUUGAGCAAGGGCAUCUGGAACAGGCUCCACACAGGCCUAGCCCCUUGCCCACCACUUGGAUCUCUCAGUAGCUAUUUGCCCCCUCUUGGGCCCCAGCCAUGAAACUGCCCAAGGGGGCCAGGAACUCUGUGUUCAAUGGGCAGGGCCCAGAGGAGAAAGUUCAGGUGCCCUCAUGGCGGGAGGUAAAGCAGACCCCUGUGAUCAUGGCAAUGAUCAAAGGUCCGGGCCCGGCCAAGUACCUCCGACCAUCUGGCACCGGCUACUUCCACCACGACAUCUCCAUGUUCCAGGAGCCAGCCUAUACUCUGCACACGAGACACUCGGAGAAGCGGGUCAUGGACGUUUGCAGCCCUGGGCCUUGCUAUUUCUUGGAUCCCAAAAUAACCCGGUUUGGAAUGUCCAGCUGCCCACAGGUUCCCAUGGAGGAACGCAUCUCUAACCUGCGCCUGAGCCCCAACCCAGCCCCCUGCCAUUACCACUUGGAGAAGACCCACCCACCUGGGGAACGCAGGGCUCCCCAGUGUGCUUUUGGCUACCGGUGCCCGUACAGAGUAAUGGACCCCAAUCCAGCCCCCAAUCAGUACCAGCUGCCACUCUUGCUGGGGCCCAGCAACCCCGUCAGCCGAGCGGCUCCUUGCUAUAGUUUUGCCUCGGGGCACAAGAACUGGUUCUACAAGGAGAAUGUGGCAGGAGGCCCUGGGCCGGCCGUGCAUGCCCGGCCUGAGCCCUCCGUUUACCAGAACCGCAGCCCCGUCUACAACAUGGCCAAGCGAUUCGCCUACCCGAUGGACCACACACCUCGGCCUGGCCCAGGCUCGCACGACGUCCAGCAGGUCACAGUGCACAAGCCCCGCCCGCCUGCUUUCACCAUGGGCAUCAAGCACUCACUCCACCUAUGCCCACUGGUCAUCGACAUUCCCGACUAAGCCCCCUCCUGGGGCACUCACCCCCCACUCCCCACAGAAGUUAUUUUUCUAUACUGAACUGAGCAAUUUACCAAGGUUUCAAGUAGUAGGGCUGGUGCCUGGUGUGUCUAGCGCACAGAAGGCAUUAGAUAAAUAUUUUCACUUAUUCAGUUUUUUGUUUUGCAAACAUGGUUGCUUCCUUUGGGGCCUGCCCUGGGUGAGGGGCUGGGAUCCUGGGAGGCAUUGUAGGGGUCCCUGUCUGGAAAAAGGUCUGUCCCGGCUCAGCAGGGGAGGCAGCCAGGAGCCCUGGGCAGAGACUCUGGCCAGCUAUGUUCUAGUCUGAACUCUGCCACUAACGUGCAAUGUGGCCUUGUGCAGCUCCUGUCCUCUGGGCCCCUCAGGGCUGCCCUUGGGACAGUGAGGGGGGAAGCGUAGGCCUGGAGCAUGUCCAAGUU